CGGUGCAUCCUGGGAAGAGGACGAUCUCCCCACGUGGUGGCCUCGUUGAUCAGCAGAGUUCCAGCCGCUCUUCAGGAGAACCAGCUGAAGAACCUUCAGAAACUUCGAUUUAUUCACUUUAAACACCUUUACAGCUGAUAUGAAGCCUGGAUUCAGCCCGCGAGGCGGCGGCGGCCGUGGUGGAUUUGGAGGAGGCGGCGGCGGUCGUGGAGGAUUCGGAGGAGGAGGUGGCGGCGGCGGAUUCGGAGGGCGUGGCCGAGGCGGAGACAGAGGAGGAAGAGGCGGGUUUAGAGGAGGAAGAGGCGGGUUCGGUGGAGGCGGUGGGGGUUUCAGGUCUCCGGGAGGUGAGGGGGGCUUCAGGGGCCGCGGGGGCGGCAGAGGGACCCCCAGAGGCCGAGGAGGACGAGGGGCCGGAGGAAGAGGAGGAUUCAGAGGAGGAAAGACAGUUACGGUAGAGCCGCACAGACAUGAAGGUGUGUUUAUCUGCCGGGGGAAGGAGGACGCGCUGGUGACGAAGAACAUGGUGACGGGAGAGUCCGUAUACGGAGAGAAGAGAAUCAGUGUGGACGAGGGCGAGUCUAAGAUCGAGUACAGGGCGUGGAACCCGUUCAGAUCUAAACUGGCGGCUGCGAUUCUGGGCGGAGUGGAUCAGAUCCAUAUUAAACCCGGAGCUAAAGUCAUGUACCUCGGCGCCGCGUCCGGAACCACCGUGUCCCACGUUUCUGAUAUCGUCGGUCCGGACGGGUUGGUGUACGCUGUGGAGUUCUCUCACCGAUCCGGCAGAGAUCUGCUCAACGUCGCCAAGAAGAGAACCAACAUCAUCCCCAUCAUCGAGGACGCCCGGCAUCCGCACAAAUACCGCAUGCUGGUUGGUAUGGUAGAUGUGAUCUUUGCUGACGUUGCUCAGCCCGACCAGACGAGAAUCGUCGCCCUCAACGCUCACAACUUCCUCAAAAACGGAGGCCACUUCGUCAUCUCCAUCAAGGCGAACUGUAUUGAUUCGACGGCGGCUCCGGAGGCGGUGUUCGCGUCGGAGGUGAAGAAGAUGAGCUCAGAGAACAUGAAGCCUCAGGAGCAGCUCACCCUGGAGCCGUACGAGAGAGACCACGCCGUGGUGGUGGGGAUUUACAGACCUCCUCCUAAACAGAAGAAAUGAAGAGACUGAUUUUAGUUUUGUACAGUUUGGACCUUCCCGUUGCUCCUGAUCCUGCUUUAGCCACAGCGGGAGAACCUGGAUUCGUCAGGAACGAGUUUCUCUGCUGUGGCUUCGACUUCAUUUUGCUUUUUAACUCCAGCUGCAGUUCGCCGGACGCGUGCACCAGGUUCCUUCUGGCGUCUAAAAAAAAUUCUCCAUUUAACGACUUCGAGAGACUUCAAUACUACGAUGCAUUGGAAUCGUUAGCUCCUCAUUUUCCUGUAAUGUUGUUGAUGCCUCCAUGCAUUCCUCACCCAGAUGGUAAAACAGUAAAAUGGUAAAUUGGUAAAUUGGUUUGGUUCAAAACUAAAACGCUUAAAGGAAUAGUUUGGUCCAGAGUUGAAACUGAUAUAAAAAAAAAAAAAAAACGACAAUUGAAAGCGAAUGGGUGCAAAUUAGCAUGCUAAUGGUUAACAGUCUUCUGAUAAUUACCUGUUGGUCAUUAGCAUUAGCCUGGGCUAAUGCUUUUAAUUCCUUUAAAGUCUGACUCUUUGUUAAGUGGUGGAGUCAGAACUCAGAGCUGGGAAUGUUUCUCCACUUCUUAUCCUGUAAUAUAGUAUAUCGGAGGUGUGAAAAAAAGAAAAGUUUGUAUAACAUAUAUGAUUCUUUCAAUAUUACUGCUCUCUUUGAUUUAAAUUUUGAGAAUUUGUAGGUUUGUGUUGGUCACGGUGUUCAGUGUCAGUGUCUGGCAUGACUGUAAAGUGACUGUAGACGGACAUUUUCCAUGUUGGUCUGUUUUCUUUUUAUUAAAUGAACAUUUUGUUCUGUG
Molecule: messenger RNA, 1964 nt
Organism: Astyanax mexicanus (Mexican tetra)
Lineage: Eukaryota; Metazoa; Chordata; Actinopteri; Characiformes; Acestrorhamphidae
Gene: fbl
Product: fibrillarin
Exons: 9
Coding region: 140-1156 (338 amino acids)
Biological process (GO): rRNA methylation; box C/D sno(s)RNA 3'-end processing
Cellular component (GO): nucleolus; small-subunit processome; box C/D methylation guide snoRNP complex
Molecular function (GO): RNA binding; rRNA methyltransferase activity; histone H2AQ104 methyltransferase activity
Source: RefSeq, a predicted model, not a curated record